UCAUCACCAUGCUUUUGUCCUGACAUAUCUCCUGGAUAAAUUGAAAAUGUAUAUAACAAGCCUCCCUCGCGCCAGCAUGGGUGAGACGUGGCCGCUGUCUGCUUUGCCUGGAUUUCAUCUGGUCCAUUCGGUCUUCACCUCCGGUCUUGAUAGUUACUUCUAAACAUGAAGGGCUCUACCUUCGCCAGAGCGGCAUCGCUGCUGUCUCCUCUAUUCUCUCUUGCUCAAGCUCAGGAGAAGUGGACGCACCCGGGUACUGGAAUUGAAUUCUGGAAACAGACCGUUGACACUUCCCAGACCAGUGGUGGCUUCGAGUGGGGUUAUGCCCUUCCAGGAGAGCCCACUGGUAGCAACGACGAGUACAUUGGUUAUAUUAAAGGUUCAGCAGCCGGCAAGAAGGGAUGGUCAGGUGUCUCCCAUGGAGGAGGCAUGCCCAAUGCUCUUCUAUUGGUAUCCUGGCCUGAGGGCGAUGCUGUCAAGACCACGUUCGUCUACGCAGGCGGAUAUGUGAACCCCGACCCAUACACUGGGAAUGCUACUCUCACGCAGAUCUCUCACACGGUCACUGAUGACCACUUUGAGUUGAUCUACCGCUGUCAAUGGUGCUGGAUCUGGGACCAGGGUGGUGCAGACGGUUCACAGCUUCCCACAAAUGAGGUGCAGGUCAUUGGUUGGGCCCAGCACAAGGACGUACCGUCAGGUACCUCAUGGACAUUCCACAACAAUGGUCAAUCCCAAUUCGGUGCUCAACCCGCCCAGGCCAGGAAUGCUAAGUACUUCGAAUGGGCCAACGGUGGUGGCACAACGCCCACCGCCACGCCCACUGCCACGCCAUCUGGCGGACCAACCCCAACUCCCUCCCAGGCUGUACCCACGACUUGCGUUGGAAAGCCCGCCCCCACAGGUUCUUUCGAUUACAUCGUCGUUGGUGCCGGUGCCGGUGGUAUUCCCGUAGCCGACAGGCUCUCUGAGUCUGGCAAGAGCGUGCUGCUUAUCGAGAGGGGUCCACCAUCCCUCGGCCGAUUCGGCGGAACCAUGAAGCCAGCCUGGUUGAACGGAACUGACCUCACUCGGUUCGACGUCCCCGGUCUCUGCAACCAGAUCUGGGUUGACUCUGCUGGCAUUGCUUGCACUGACAUCGAUCAAAUGGCUGGCUGCGUCCUUGGUGGAGGCGCCGCUGUCAAUGCUGCUCUCUGGUGGAGGCCCGUCGAGAAGGAUUGGGACUACAACUUCCCUGCCGGAUGGAAGGCCGCUGAUAUCAAGGCUGCCACCGACCGUGUGUUCAAGCGCAUUCCGGGAACAGAUACCCCAUCUACCGAUGGCAAGCGUUACAAGCAGGAAGGCUUCAACGUCCUCUCUACCGCUUUCUCUGCUGCCGGCUGGAAGCAGGUCAAGGCCACUGAGCAGCCCAACGAGAAGAACUUCACAUACUCCCACUCCGUUUUCAUGUACGAGAAGGGACAGCGCCAGGGACCUCUAGGGACCUACCUUGUCAGCGCUCUCGAGAGGAAGAACUUCCAGCUCUGGCAAAACACCAAGGUCAGACGUGUCGUACGUUCCGGAGGCAAGGCCACUGGCGUCGAGCUUGAUGGUGGCGAUGGUGGAUACUGCGGCACUGUGAAACUCAACGAUGGUGGACGUGUCAUUCUUUCUGCCGGUACCUUCGGUUCUACCAAGCUCCUCUUCCGAAGCGGCAUUGGCCCCAAGGCUCAGCUCAACAUCGUCAAGAACAGUAUCCAGGACGGAUCCACCCUCAUCAACGAGACCCAGUGGAUUGACCUCCCCGUCGGCCUGAACUUGAACGAUCACGUCAACACCGACACUGUCGUCAGGCAUCCUAACGUGUCCUUCUACGACUUCUACAAGGCGUGGGAUGGCGAAUAUCCCUCUGACUCCAAGCAGUACCUUGCCGACCGCUCUGGCAUCCUCGCCCAGUCCGCACCUAACAUCGGCCCCGUUGCUUGGGAAGAUGUCAAGGGAUCUGACGGUAUCGAGCGCGCCAUCCAGUGGACCGCACGUGUCGAGCCAUCCCCACCAGCAACCGACAACACCUCCAUGACCAUCAGCAACUACCUCGGCCGUGGAUCUACCUCCCGUGGUGCCCUCUCCAUCAACGGAGCUUUGAACAUCUUCGUCUCCAAGGCACCUUACCUCCAGACCCAGGAGGAUUUCGAUGCCGUCGUCACCUCCAUCAAGAACCUCCAGGCCGCCAUGGCCAAGGUCCCAGGCAUCGUCUUCGAGGUCCCAGCGCCCAACGUCACCGUCGAGGCCUACGUCAAGAGCCUCCCCCUCACUGCCGCCGCCCGCCGUGCCAACCACUGGAUCGGCACAGCCAAGAUCGGUACCGACAGCGGUCUCACUGGCGGAUCCUCCGUCGUCGACCUUAACACGCAGGUCUACGGCACCGAGAACAUCCACGUCGUCGACGCUUCCAUCUUCCCCGGACACAUCCAAACCAACCCCACAUCCUACAUCGUCACCGUCGCCGACCACGCCGCCGCGAAGAUUCUCGCCCUGGGCAAGCCAUCCGGCGGAACGCCGGGAACACCCACGCCUGGAAAACAGGCUGGCGCGGUACGUAAUUAAACUCUCUUCCUGGAUGAAAGAAAGAAAAGAAAUACAUACAUAAACAUACGGCGUUUUUAUUUAUGGGAUGGGGCGAAUGUAUCUUUUGCGAUUUAGACUUCAUGUUGGGGGGUUUUGUUGCAGAGGGCGGAGAGAGAAGGGGAUUUACGAAAUGCUGCUGUCACUUGUUGUUGUAU
Molecule: messenger RNA, 2762 nt
Organism: Aaosphaeria arxii CBS 175.79
Lineage: Eukaryota; Fungi; Ascomycota; Dothideomycetes; Pleosporales
Exons: 6
Coding region: 166-2586 (806 amino acids)
Molecular function (GO): oxidoreductase activity, acting on CH-OH group of donors; flavin adenine dinucleotide binding
Source: RefSeq, a predicted model, not a curated record